Capsicum annuum is the source of this 2842-nucleotide messenger RNA. RefSeq names its product acetyl-coenzyme A synthetase, chloroplastic/glyoxysomal. Gene Ontology annotation, molecular function: AMP binding; acetyl-CoA synthetase activity. The transcript is spliced from 18 exons. The record is from RefSeq and is a predicted model, not a curated record. The coding region runs from base 122 to 2503 and encodes 793 amino acids. Lineage: Eukaryota; Viridiplantae; Streptophyta; Magnoliopsida; Solanales; Solanaceae.
GGUUGAAAAAAAGUACUCCAUAGUUCAGGGGUUUUAGUCCAUUUUCCAAAUAUAAUAAAAUGAAAGAACUAAAAAGGCACGCAAAAAUUCUUGUGAGCUUUCAUUAUUUUUCCAAGCAGAAAUGGACGGAGGGAGCAGCAUAAAAAUAGUCAUGGAAGGAAGGAUGACCCAUCAUACCAUUAUUAUAAACAUAAACAUAAACAGCAGCACCAGCUGUAUUUUGACUUCAGCACCUCCAUUUCCGACCUCUCUCACUUCCAAGAGCUGUAUUUUGACUUCAUCAUCACCUCCAAUUCCGAUCUCUCGAACUGCCAAGUCCCCCCUGAACCUGCCGUCUGGAUUUGGAUUUGGAUUUGGAUUUGGGGGCAGUCCCUUGGUGAGGAUGGAAGACCAACCGUUCACUGGUCCAAGGAAGAACUUGACUACAUCGAAUCACUUGCGCCAUGUGGAAUCCAUGUCCCACUUGCCUUCUGGAGCCGGCAGGAUAACCAGAUUGAAUGCUCUCAUCUUAGGCGAGGCACUUGCUUCCGAGGAGGACGAUCUCGUCUUUCCCAGCGAAGCUUUCUCUACCCAGGCUCAUGUUUCUUCUCCUCGCAAGUAUUUGGAAAUGUAUGAAAGGUCGGUCCAGGAUCCCUCCCGAUUCUGGUCUGACAUUGCAUCACAAUUCUACUGGAGAGAGAAAUGGGGCCAACAGGUUUACCGUGAGAAUCUUGAUGUCCGAAAGGGGAAAAUCGAGAUCGAGUGGUUCAAGGGUGGAAUGACAAAUAUCUGCUACAACUGCUUGGAUAGAAACAUCGAGUCUGGAAAUGGUGACAAAAUAGCAAUUUACUGGGAAGGAAAUGAACCUGGUAUUGAUAGUUCUUUGACGUACAAUCAACUCUUGGCUAGAGUUUGCCAGCUAGCAAAUUAUUUAAAAGAGGUUGGAGUUCACAAGGGUGAUGCAGUUGUCAUUUACUUACCCAUGCUUAUGGAGUUACCAAUUGCAAUGCUUGCUUGUGCUCGUAUUGGUGCCAUUCACUCGGUUGUGUUUGCUGGUUUCUCAGCCGAAUCUCUUGCUCAAAGGAUCAUAGAUUGCAGACCAAAGGUUGUCAUAACAUGCAAUGCUGUUAGGAGGGGGUCCAAGAUAAUAUAUCUCAAAGAAAUUGUUGAUAAUGCCCUUUUAGAAUCUGCUCAAAAUGGCAUCAUUAUUGAUGUGUGUUUGACAUAUGAAAAUGAUUCAGCAAUGAAAAAGGAAAUGACUAAAUGGAUUAAGGGACGAGACAUUUGGUGGCAGGAUGUUAUUCUGAAAUAUCCAGUAACAUGUGAUGUGGAGUGGGUUGAUGCGGAAGAUCCACUUUUCCUUCUUUACACUAGCGGAAGUACCGGAAAGCCUAAGGGUGUCUUGCAUACAAUGGGAGGAUAUAUGGUGUACACUGCUACUACAUUCAAAUAUGCAUUUGACUACAAGCCGACAGACAUAUAUUGGUGUACGGCUGACUGUGGGUGGAUAACUGGGCAUAGCUAUGUAACCUAUGGACCUUUGCUAAAUGGAGCAACUGUUGUGGUUUUUGAAGGGGCCCCAAAUUAUCCAGAUGUCGGACGUUGUUGGGAUAUUGUUGAUAAGUAUAAGGUUUCUAUAUUUUAUACAGCUCCAACACUGGUGAGAUCUCUGAUGCGUGAGGGAGAUGAGUAUGUCUCUCGACGUUCACGCAAAUCUUUACGGGUGCUUGGAAGUGUGGGUGAGCCUAUCAAUCCAAGUGCAUGGAGGUGGUUUUUCAAUGUGAUAGGUGAUGCAAGGUGUCCUAUAUCUGAUACAUGGUGGCAAACAGAAACUGGUGGCUUCAUGAUUACUCCUUUACCAGGAGCGUGGCCGCAGAAACCUGGUUCUGCUACUUUUCCUUUCUUUGGAGUCCAGCCAGUAAUUGUGGACGAGAAAGGUGUUGAGAUUGAAGGUGAGUGCAGCGGGUAUCUGUGUGUGAAAAGGUCGUGGCCUGGGGCAUUCCGAACACUUCAUGGGGAUCACGAAAGAUAUGAAACCACAUACUUUAGUUCCUUCCCUGGCUAUUAUUUCAGUGGUGAUGGCUGCAGCAGGGACAAAGAUGGUUACUAUUGGCUCACUGGAAGAGUAGACGAUGUGAUUAAUGUGAGUGGACAUCGUAUUGGCACAGCUGAAGUGGAAUCUGCUCUAGUUUCACAUCCUCAGUGUGCUGAAGCAGCUGUGGUUGGUGUGGAGCAUGAGGUUAAAGGACAGGGGAUAUAUGCAUUUGUUACUCUGGUCGAAGGUGUUCCUUACAGCGAUGAACUGCGAAAAAGUCUUGUGCUGGUUGUUAGGAACCAGAUUGGGGCUUUUGCAGCACCAGACAAGAUACAUUGGGCACCGGGUCUUCCAAAGACGAGAAGUGGGAAAAUAAUGAGAAGAAUUCUGAGGAAAAUUGCUUCCAGGCAGUUGGAUGAGCUUGGGGACACUAGUACGCUUGCAGACCCAGCAGUGGUUGAUCAGCUUAUUGCACUCGCUGAUUGCUAAAGAAGACGCUUGCAGACCUAACUGUGGUUGAUCAGCUUAUUGCACUCGCUGAUUGCUAAAGAACUUCUAAAUAUAGUGAAGUUAUACAGGUUUAGCUGUGACUCUGUUGGUAGAGAUUGGUAUUUUUUUGAUUUUCACGUGAUCACCUUUUCUCUCCAAAUUUGAAACAACAUAUGGUUCACACACUUUUGAAGAUCAGGUUACAUUGAGAAUAAAGAAAUAACAUGCCAAGAUGAUGAUUUUCUUUUCAAUGUAAUUUUGAUUUUCUUGUGCUACUUCUCAUCACUUUGUUCAUUAAACGAUAAAAAACAUACAUGAGGAAUAAUUGUUUUCACUGAA